AUGUCGAACAAGUCCCGUCCUCCGUUUGAUCCAUCGACUAUGCACCUCGUCGGUCAUCCGCUGCCCGUGCUCGUGUCAUUGGCCAGCACAGACAAUUCGACCGUUGACUUGUUCAGGGACAGCUUCUUGCGUCCUAUUCUCCUAAGCACUUUUGCUCUUUCAGGCCAUACAGCUGAGUCUGUGCAAUCAUGUGAGGCGGCACACCAGCUUGAGUCAUUCAAGUUGCAUAUGAGUGCACUAAAAGAAGUACAGUCAAAUCUGGCUGUAUUUGGUCUUAGUGCAGAUGACGUUAGUACGCUCACUCGCAUCCGGGACACAUUACAACUUCCCUUCGAGCUCCUGAGUGAUGCACAAGGUGAGCUAGCCGACAAGCUUGAUUUGCCACGUUUCACAGAUGCGGAUGGCAGAGUCGCACUUCGGCGAUGCAUACUUGUGCUAGAAGAGGGCCGUGUCUCUCGGCUUCUCUACCCGCUCGCUGAUGCACGGGAUGCAGGUGCUCGAGCGUUUCGCCUGCUGCGCCAUGGUAUGGAACCAUUCUAA
Molecule: messenger RNA, 540 nt
Organism: Malassezia restricta
Lineage: Eukaryota; Fungi; Basidiomycota; Malasseziomycetes; Malasseziales; Malasseziaceae
Product: alkyl hydroperoxide reductase Thiol specific antioxidant Mal allergen
Exons: 1
Coding region: 1-540 (179 amino acids)
Molecular function (GO): antioxidant activity; oxidoreductase activity
Source: RefSeq, a predicted model, not a curated record